Pedinophyceae sp. YPF-701 is the source of this 1110-nucleotide messenger RNA. NCBI's taxonomy places the organism in Eukaryota, Viridiplantae, Chlorophyta, Pedinophyceae. The record is from the annotation of a GenBank genome assembly.
AUGGCCAUCGCGGAUGGCAAUGUUGGCGUCGCGUUCGCCAUGGUCAUCGGCGCCGGCGCUUCGACCAUCCUCGGCGCCUGCUUCGUCUUCUACGGCAAGAGGGAGCCAAACCGGGCCCUCCUGGCCGGGUCCCUCGGUGCUUCCGCGGGCGUGAUGAUCUACGUCUCCUUCGUGGAGAUUUUCGCCAUGAAAUCAUUCGAUUAUUUCGAAUCGUACGGCCUGACACCCGAGGCAUCGCAGCGCUACGCCACCCUGUGCUUCUUCGGCGGCAUGCUCUUCAUCCACGUCCUCGACAAGCUGGUGCACCUCAUCGCCAACGCCGAGCAGGAUCGUCCGGACACCAGUCCUGUCGAGGGUCCAAGCAAGAAAGCCGCCAACCUCGGUGCUGCGCCGCUCGACGAAGAGGACCCCGAUCCUGCCCUGGUCGGGACGACUUCCGGUGUCACCACGACUGUGGACGCUCAUGACAUCACGCGCGGUGUCACGCCUGAGCCACUGGAGCCCAAGGACCCUUCAUUGUCACAAAACGUGCCCUGUGGCAACCCAGCUUGCUUCUGCGACUUGCCGCCGGAACUCGUUCCGGAGCCGUCGAGCAGCGGGCUCGUGCGCGCAAAGGUCGCCGCGUGGGACGAGCUCGACGAUGCUGAGCGCAGGCGGUUGAACAAGAUGGGCGUGUUGACGGCGCUCGCCAUCGGCCUGCACAACUUCCCCGAGGGCCUGGCGACCUUCGUGGCCGCGCUGGCCGACACGCAGACGGGCUUCGUCAUCGCGGUGGCCAUCGCGCUGCACAACCUCCCCGAGGGCCUGUGCAUCGCGAUGCCCGUGUACUACGCCACGGGGUCCCGCUGGAAGGGCCUGAUGUGGGCCGCGAUCUCCGCGGUCUCGGAGCCCCUGGGCGGCCUCCUGGGCUACGUCGUCCUGGCCAACGCCUUCUCGGACCUCGCGUACGCCAUCCUGUUCGCGCUGGUCGCCGGCAUCAUGGUCUUCAUCUCCCUCCAGGAGGUCAUUCCCAACGCGCUGCAACACGACCCUGAAAAGAAGUACGUCACCUACUGCUGCUUCGGCGGCAUGGUCGUCAUGGCCGCCUCGCUGCUGUGCUUCCAGAUCUAG